AAAAAAAAAGGCUGAAAUUUGUCAGAAAAACUCUGUCACUUGCUUUAACUCCACCCCUCUCUCUCUCUGGUUUUUGGCCUAAUCUGAAUUCUGAAUUCUGAAUUCUGAAUUCUGAUUCAAAUUUGUUUGUCGAUCGAUCUUCAUUCUUCGCUGCGGUUAAUUCAAAUCCUGCGCUGCAUUGAGAUUCGAGCUCAUGCUUCUCAUCUCCUCCUAUGGAAGUUCAUCCACUUCAGAGCAUUUAUUCUUCAGAAACUGUGAGAGUAGCAACGCCGCUGAAGGCCGGCGAGGCGGCGAUGACCGUGACGACGAUGGAGGUGAAAAUGGAAAGCAGGUGGCCGGAAAACGACGAGCUAUCAGCGCCGAUUAAUCUCGGUCUACAGAUUGGCACCAAUUCGGCGGGAAAUCAAAGCGAGAGAACCUCGAUUGUUCACCGGCGGACGGAGUCUCUUCUUACAGUUGGCCAAUUGCACGAGCUUCAACAGCAGGUUCUCAUUCACAAGCAUCUGGUUGCUGGUCUCCGUGUUCCUACGCACCUUCUCAUUCCGAUUUGGAAGAGCGUCGUCAGGAACUUAGGCUCUAAUAUCAAUGUUAUAGGAUUCAGUCAUCUGGGAAUUGACUACAGGAGUAUGAUGGAUCCCGAACCAGGGAGAUGUAGAAGAACUGAUGGGAAGAAAUGGAGAUGUAGCCGGAAUACUGUUCCACAUCAGAAAUACUGUGAACGGCAUAUGCAUAGAGGCCGACAGCGUUCAAGAAAGCCUGUGGAAGCUUCUGAAAACGACUCUCCUUCAAAGAGAAUUCUACUCAAUAAUCCAGACGAAGUCGUAAGAUGCACGGUUGUUGCUCCUGCCUCUACCAUUUGUGGGAAUAACAAAACCAAGAACACCUUUCCCCCCAUCGAAUCCGUAGUCCCCGGUCCCGAAACAGUUGCGGAAACCAUUACCAGUAGCACGCAUGCAGCAACAGCCAUUCUUACCAGCUGUGCUGAUGCAACCAGAACCAUCAGAAUGGUCCCUGCAAGUGCUCCCAACACCAUUGCUACACAUAUUACAGCAGUUCCUUGCUCUAAUCCAACUGCCGUCACCAGCAUUCCCACUAGUUACAUGAUUGAGUCGAAAGAUGUCUACAACAUUAGUUGUCGUGAGAAUUUCAGCAGGAGCCGUAACAUCUUUGGCCGAAGUGAUACCAAUGUCCAGAAGAUCCCACCUCCAAGUUUAGGGUUCUCUCCUAACAGUGUUCUUCAAGUUCCAGGUUGCAGCAGCUCGUACUGUGACAGUAAAAUCAACCUUGAACUUGAACCAGGAAGGUGUAGAAGAACGGAUGGGAAGAAAUGGCGAUGCCGAAGAAACGUUAUUCCAAAUCAGAAAUAUUGUGGACUGCACAUGCACAGGGGUUCAAAGAAGCAUUCAAAAGUCGCCCAAAACGAAACCGUUCUUUCGCUUUCUGCUGCUACCACUGGCACUCUGCUACCUUCAGCAACAAUGCUGCUCACAAAACCCGACCCUGCAACCCCAAACACAAAUCUCUCAAUGUCGAUCCAGGCAGGCGAUAAACGGAGACACGACGAAGAAAGGAGCAAUGUCAGCAGUAGCAGCGAGACCACCAUUAGCGAUACCACGAUCACUGCCUACGAAAGCAUUUCUCCUUGAGAAGAAGGUACGAAUCAGAACCCCUUGGCCCUGGAAUUCUUCUAUAUCUGCUGUUUUAUUUUAGUUCCUACCAUUUUGGGCAAUCAGACAAGAGAAUAUCUUGUCUUGGGAGACAAGAGUAAUGGUUAGAGCUACACGGAAUAGUAAUUUUCUUGUAAUUAUGUUUAGAUGUAAAGCUUUUGAGUAACGUCCAGCAAGUCCCUGUUUUGUGAUCUCUAAAACCUCACUGAAAAGUGAAAAAGAGAAGUUUGGAUAUGGGUUUAUAUAUGUGUUUUGAUCUUUGGAUAGUUAACAAAUGUGCGCCAAUUUUGUAAAGCAACUCUUCAGUUCAUUCUGAUUCAUCGGCUGAGGGCGUGGAGUUCUUUAAAAAAGGUGCAUUUUUCUCUCUGAUUGCAUAUCAAUAAAAGGUAAGUUUUCUAUACUGA
Molecule: messenger RNA, 2071 nt
Organism: Momordica charantia (bitter melon)
Lineage: Eukaryota; Viridiplantae; Streptophyta; Magnoliopsida; Cucurbitales; Cucurbitaceae
Product: growth-regulating factor 9
Biological process (GO): regulation of DNA-templated transcription; DNA-templated transcription; developmental process
Cellular component (GO): nucleus
Molecular function (GO): ATP binding
Source: RefSeq, a predicted model, not a curated record